This is a messenger RNA of Gadus macrocephalus (Pacific cod), 1015 nucleotides long. RefSeq names its product Bet1 golgi vesicular membrane trafficking protein (gene bet1). The coding region runs from base 147 to 485 and encodes 112 amino acids. Gene Ontology annotation, molecular function: SNAP receptor activity. The record is from RefSeq and is a predicted model, not a curated record. Gene Ontology annotation, biological process: endoplasmic reticulum to Golgi vesicle-mediated transport; vesicle fusion with Golgi apparatus. Gene Ontology annotation, cellular component: SNARE complex; Golgi trans cisterna. The transcript has 4 exons. NCBI's taxonomy places the organism in Eukaryota, Metazoa, Chordata, Actinopteri, Gadiformes, Gadidae.
CGUUUCCUUACAGGCCACCGUAUGAUGUCGUGGCGUUAGCAGGCUAUAACAAGUUGUUCGUGUUGUUCGGAUCUGAUUAAGCUAAACGAAGUAUUUGGUCGGAAAUAGUUUAAACGUAAGAUAUCGUUUGUGAUCAAGGAGUCAACAUGAGGCGCGCUGGUUUAGGCGAAGGGCAACCCGGCAACUAUGUCGCAAGUGGUUACAGUGUACAUGAAGAAGAAAAUGAACAUUUACAAGAGGGUCUUCGAGCGAAAGUCACAGCCUUAAAGAGUCUGACCAUCGACAUCGGAACCGAAGUGAAGUACCAGAACAAAAUGCUGGAUGAUAUGGAUACAGACUUUGAUUCGACGGGUGGCUUGCUUGGCGCCACCAUUGGAAGAGUGAAGCAGCUCUCCAGAGGCAGCCAGACAAAACUACUUUGCUAUAUGUUGCUUUUUUGCUGUUUUGUUUUCUUUGUCCUAUACUGGUUUAUUAAGCUGAGAUGAUAACUUAUGUAUGUACCUCCCUUCCCGUUCCAUUUGACUCCAUAUUCAUUUCCAUGACAACCCACCUUUGUCUCAGGCCAAAGAUGUGAAUGGUUAUUCAGAAAGAUUGAUGUUUUUUCCAAUUACUCAAGCGAAGGACCAGGGUCGCCUUGAAUUUAUCGGACAUGUUCACCUCAUAAAUGAAGAACAUAGAUAAAUAAUAAUUACUGAAAAUACCAAGUUGGCUGUCUAUUAAUUAAAUUAGCAUAUAGAUUAAUAAAUUGGUGCCAAUAUGUGGAAACAAUAGAUACGUCACAUUGUAAUAUCCAGGAGAAACGGAUAUGUAGGCAUGGUUAACCCUAAAGAUAGUUUUUUUAAAAUUCUUUAUAACCCGGAAGUGUUUGGAUUCCAUUAUCGACGAGUUAAUUUUAAGAGAGGAAAUAGGAUUUUGGAAUAUGUACAAACUAUUACUUUCUAUUGAUGUAUCGGUAAUUCUUUUGUCAUUUCAACAUUGUAUUUAAUUGUAAAUAAACAAUCAGUUCUCAUGGUAA